GCCGCAUAGUAGUAUAACCGAGCAUCAUAUCACGUAGUCUAUUAGUGUGAGUGGUAGUUCCGUUUAUUAGUGAGGACGGCAACACAUACCGUGUACCUGUAGCAUAGUGAGGUGUAUUUAGUUAUUAGUUGCAUCGCAUCACCAGAACACACCACCAAAACGUUUGUAGACGACUGAGUCUCUGAUGCGCUCUGACUUAUAACAGGUCUGGUUGUUGUGGAACGGGCCUGCGCAUUGUACGCAUAGUUGCACUAGCAUCGUUUGAGCUGGCCCACCGGUAGUUAAUUACACAGAUUGACACCAGCGGCGUCUGAACUAGCUAUUCUACUUGUUCUUGCGAUUAGUUCAAGGCUAUAGUUCGCCACAAUGCACCCCACUAUGCGGUCUUAUGCUGGGUGGUUAGGCGCAUGGCUAAUGGCUUAUAUGUGCAUGAGUACAUACGCAACAUCCAUACCGUUUCAAAUAACGCCGCGAAUAGUGGGAGGCAAUCGGGUGACUGAGCGCAUACCCUGGAUGGUGUCAAUGAACGACCCUGACUUUGAGGCAGGUGACCAACACUACUGCGGGGGUUUCAUGUUGAACAGCGAAUGGUUCAUGACAGCUGCGCAUUGUGUGGUAUUAUAUCCUGAUGUGGACACGUUCAAUGUCUCUAUUGGUAUCUUAGAUCGACGAGAGAUCGAUCAAGCGGAUCCAGACAGCCAGGUACACUCCUCGAAAAUACAACGGCAUGUGUGCCAUCCAGACUUUGAUUCGAAGUACUACAUUAACGACAUCUGCCUUGUGCAUUUAGCCGACCCGGUCAACAUCUCCGCAUUUGCUGUGUUAAACGACAACACAAGCUUUCCCGCAGUGGGUGCCUCCGUAUGGUUUUCGGGGUGGGGGGUGGAGAAUGAGCAUGCGUAUACGAUACCGUUUGUACUACGCUCGGCGGAAACACAGGUAGUGUCGAUUGCCGACUGUCUUGCGUCCCACGAAGAAGCCACCAGCACCAACUUGUGCACAUAUGCCGAUGGCGUAGACGCCUGCUUCAGCGAUUCUGGGGGUGGUGUAAUCAGCGCGAAUGAGGUGACUGGUUCACUGGCCCAAGGGAUAGUCAGUGGCAUAGUGUCAUGGGGUGUGGGUUGUGCGAGACAGGACAAUCCGGCUGUGAAUACGGAUAUUGUGCAGUAUCUGGGGUGGUUAGCAGAAGUGUUGCCCCGGUCUGCCUAUACUUUGGCAUCGGACGUAGACGCGGAGGGGUUUAUCAGGUCGAAUGUACUGGACACUGCGGAGAGUUUAACGGAUUCUGAAACGUUGCCCACGAGAGCUGGGCAACAGACAGGCGGAUGAAAUGCUGCCCACUGACUGAACGGAUCAAAUAGACGCGACAAGACAUUAGCACAUUGCGAAUCCUAAUUCACGCUUGUUGGUGAGACAAUGGAUAGAGGUUCCAAUGAUUUAAGAAUAUCAAGUAAGAAACAACAUACAACGGACAACAACAAAGGGGGGGGGUGGCAACUAAAAUUAUAGCGUUGAAUUCAAGACCAACCGAUACCACCGAUACAGCCUGGCCAUAGGAAUAACGAACAAUUCCAAAGAAGCACCAGGUAUUAAUAAAUUGACUAUAUGUAAGCACACAUGUUACAAACGA
Sphaeroforma arctica JP610 is the source of this 1630-nucleotide messenger RNA. RefSeq lists its product as hypothetical. The record is from RefSeq and is a predicted model, not a curated record. The transcript has a single exon. Lineage: Eukaryota; Ichthyosporea; Ichthyophonida. Gene Ontology annotation, molecular function: serine-type endopeptidase activity. Gene Ontology annotation, biological process: proteolysis. Bases 367 to 1329 code for a protein of 320 amino acids.